AUGAAGCCAGAACUCGAACUAGGCAGCAAAGAAACACCAGCAGUUGUGUUCGUUGAGCCACCCAGGGCUCCGAAACUGACUGAGAGAAAGUACUUCAAGGUUGGCAUCAUCGUGAGUAUUGUGCUCCUGGCCGUCUUGAUAAUAUGCGCUGUGGCAGGCAUACUGGCCUACAUCGGUGUCCAGAACAAGUUGAUUGAGUACAAGCUGACAGGGCCGGAGGGACGCACCCAGGAAGUGAGCGGUGACCUCACUGAGAAUGUCGUCAAGUACCAUAUCCAAGAUAGCGAUCAAGAUGCCUGGGUCGUCAAUGACUUCAACACGGACAUAAAAGUAACGAAGAUAGUUAACAAGAUGGGGACGAACUGUUACGUAAGUCCUCUCAACAGAUCAAACGCCAUGGAACCAGCAAAGAUUACAGUGCCUAAAUCAUCCGUCAUGCAAGAACCAUCAGAUUUCGUUUCAAUUGUUUUUAAAAUUUCUGGCGAGCCAAUCGGGGACAUUUCUUUCAUGAACAAAAAGGCAAAAGAAAUGUGCAAAGGGUUAUCAACUUAUUGGAUGUACCCAACUUGCGCUAAGGAUGAUACUCUGACCUCCGUUCCAAAAAAUCCGGCCAACUCAUCAUCGAUUCAGAAGCGUGCGGCUCCUUUUUACGUUUAUUCGACUUAUUACUACAGGGGGCUAAACUACCCGUGCUUCAACGCGUGUUGCAGGACUAUUUGUGCCCCCUAUGUGUCCGUCUACUCCGUUCUUAAAUCUGGAGUAAUGCAAUGCUACUGGGUCACAUCGGGUACAAGAGUGCGCGAUAUAUGUUACCCCACGCCUGGACUUGUUUGCAGACGGCCAGCCAUUUUUCCAAUUUGCUGA
This is a messenger RNA of Helobdella robusta, 864 nucleotides long. RefSeq lists its product as hypothetical. Lineage: Eukaryota; Metazoa; Annelida; Clitellata; Rhynchobdellida; Glossiphoniidae. The transcript has 7 exons. The record is from RefSeq and is a predicted model, not a curated record. Bases 1 to 864 code for a protein of 287 amino acids.